Chelonoidis abingdonii (Abingdon island giant tortoise) is the source of this 1252-nucleotide messenger RNA. It is a transcript of the gene CAV3, whose product is annotated as caveolin 3. Gene Ontology annotation, biological process: regulation of membrane potential; caveola assembly; cell differentiation. NCBI's taxonomy places the organism in Eukaryota, Metazoa, Chordata, Testudines, Testudinidae. Gene Ontology annotation, cellular component: caveola; focal adhesion; sarcolemma. The record is from RefSeq and is a predicted model, not a curated record. Gene Ontology annotation, molecular function: molecular adaptor activity; transmembrane transporter binding.
UAUCCAGGGUGGGGUUUGCUAACUAAAGAAGAGCACAAAGCUUGAGACACUGAAUGCACAACUUUCUUUCGAGGUAUUUUGCCAGCAGAGCAAGGGUUCUGGGUCUUUUUUUAAAUUGACUUGUGCCAUUCUAUCGAGACACUAUGGCAGAAGAGCAAACGGGACUUGAGGAGAGGAUAAUAAUAAGGGACCAGCACACAAAGGAAAUAGACCUGGUGAACAGAGAUCCAAAGCACAUUAAUGAAGAUGUUAUAAAGGUGGAUUUUGAAGAUGUCAUUGCUGAGCCAGCAGGUACAUACAGUUUUGAUGGAGUAUGGAAAACCAGUUACACCACCUUCACGGUCAGCAAGUACUGGUGUUACCGGUUGCUUUCGGUUGUGUUGGGAAUCCCUCUGGCAGUCAUCUGGGGCUUCCUCUUUGCUUUAAUCUCAUUUUGUCAUAUCUGGGCAGUAGUUCCCUGCAUCAAAAGCUAUGUGAUCGAAAUCCAGUGUGUCAGCAGAAUUUACUCCCUCUGCAUCCACACCUUCUGUGACCCACUGUGUGAGGCCCUGGGGAAGAUCUUUAGCAGCAUCAAAGUUGCCCUACGCAAGGAAAUCUAGAGCGAUUGGCAGAGAAAACUAGCAGAAACAAUCACUCAUCCAACAAUCACGCUUUCAAAGUUUUCCUGAAAGACUGUGCACCAUAUUCUUCGCUCAGUUAUAUUGGCAUAACCAGGGAAUAACUCCAAUGACACUUAUGCAGUUACUACACAUUCAAUCUAAUGUAAAGGAGAACAGAACUUCCUCUGUAAUUAUUUCAUGGACCACAACCUUAGAUUAACACAUGCAUUUAUUAAGUAACAAAUAAGGGUGUGAGAAAGCUAAAGUACAUUUGGAUACAAUGCAUAAUUGUCUAUUAAGUUAGCCAUUAGCUCAAAAUAGUACCAGGAAGCACAGGUCUGUAAUAAUUAUUAUUGCUGCAAAUAGUGGCUGUUGUAAACGCUUUCGUUUUAAUUCGCAAUAUGCCAAAAGUGUAUGGCUUGAUGAUGUAAAUGUCAAAGUUUUGUUUCCAUGCGUGUUUCCAUUUAAGCAAAGCUUUUAAAUCCAGGUAACCUUAUUGGGUACAUUUUUGACAGCUCAACAUGCUUUUUCAGGGGGUGCAAUUUGUGUCUGUUGUUUUGUGGCUGAAAGUGCAUAUCAUGGCAUUUGGACCCAGGGGCGGCUCUAGACAUUUCACCGCCCAAAGCAGGGCAGCAUGCCACAGGGGGGUGCUC